GGAGGAGGUGAAAAUGCAGUGCACUAAUUAUUGUCCAGGAUAUUACUACCCAAGAGAUAAUGUUGUCAGCCUUACGGGUAAUUCACAGUCAAUACCCCACAGUGAUAUCGCCUGCAACAGUAGUAGAGGCUUACAUCUUGCAUUUCCUCCGUUUAUGGUAGACGAGAGCCAGGAUGUAGUUUAUCAGAAAAAAAUAUUGAGACAGACAAUACUCAAACACGAUGCAACAUUUAGAUAUCAGGUCAAUGAACUGCAUCGCUUAUAUGGAAGACAAAGGGAAUUAAUGGAUGAGAUGAAAAAGAGAGAACUAGUAGAAGAUCAUAUACACUUGCAAGCAUCAAAGGCAAAUACUUUUGUGUCUCUGUUUAGGUCUGACAUUUCUGAGAAAACCUUUAGGCACUCAGUAAAUCUCACGAGCAUUGAACCAUAUGCACCAAGUAAAGAAAUGUUUCAAGAUCCCUUUAGUUCUGGUGCUGGUAAGACUGUGCAACCAGGAGGUGACUGUCUUUCAGGUCAAAACAUUUUAAACGAAUGCAAGCCAUCAUCAUUGAAGGACGACACGUCAAGGAAGAGAAUGUUGGACCUUGAACUUCCAGCAGAAAAAGGCAUUAAUAAUGAAUACAGGGAGCAAUUUGAGGAAGAAAAUCCUGCAGCUAAAAAGACAAAUAUUUUGAUCUCAGAACUUCAACCUCAAUGUUCUUUGAAAGUCAACCUUGUUGCCUCUGGAAAAUCUUCCAGUUCUCCCUCAAGUUGUAGGGGUACCUUUCUUUUGUUUGACCUGAAUGAACCUGUACAGCCUUUUGAGUCAGAUUGUCCAAAUUCGGCAUUUGAAUCGAAUAACAUUCACGAGGAAAUUAGGGACAGAGAUCUGGAUUUAUCCGGUAUGGCACGUGCAGAAUGCUCAACUCUGAAUAAAGAAGGGAGAGAUGAAAGCAACUUGAAGUCGUUUGAUGAAGUUUCUUCUGUUGGUAGAGCACUUCUUCCAUGUAAUCAACCAGCAUCGUUGCCCUUAGAAAAUGUAGACAAGAUUCAUGCUGAAACCACAACUGACAAAUCACUGGUGAUUUCCUCUUGGAGAGAAUUUAAGCAGAUUCCUGUUGCAGCACUUUCAUGCUUUAAUACUGAUGCAUCAUUCAGCAAGAGUACUGAGUCCUCUAUUAGGAAUUCUAGUCUCACUGUAAAGAAGUUAAAUAUGGACCUAGGUCCUGCGUCCACUCCAACUUCUGGAAGUUUGACUUCUUGCUUUAUGCAGCAUGAUGCAAGUGAUAGUACAGGUGAACACAUUGCUUCUGUAAAAGACCACAAGUUUUCAGACUACACAAGUUCUGGGAACGGCAUGGACUUGAAUUUGACACCUUCUACCUGUUUGUCUGACUGCCAGUCUGCACCCUCCUUCGACAUUUCCCAUCUUAAUUUCCCUGAAGGCAGAAAUGUAGAGAUACAUAAAAAUUCUGAGGUUCCUGACAGUAACAUGGUUCCUAAUUCAACAGCUGAAUAUAGAAAAUGCACCAGGGAAAUUCACCUUGUAGGUUCUAGAAUUGAUAGCAAGCUUUCAACAGCUAAUAUUUGCAUCGACUUAAACUCUUGCAUCAAAGAAGAUCUAAAAGGUCCAAGUGAAGCAGCAAAGUCUACUGCAGAAAGAGAUCUAAAAGGUCCUGUUAGCCCAGAAAAUAAGGAGUGCUCUCCACCUAGAGGAGAUUCCCAGGACAUUAAUAUCAGAACAUCAAUCAAUUUGCCAAGAAGAGGCCAUGAUGAUCCAAUCGAUGAACCUGACACGGUUGCAGCUGAUAUACUUAUUUUUAUUUCAUCAUCUGUGGUCCACAGGUACUCAAAGAAUGCCAUUGGUGAACCAUCUGAAACUUCCAGCAACUGUCUACGCGGGCUUGCUGAAGUUGCUACUUCUUUGGCAAGUAGUCAAGAGAAUGAAGUUGAACAAUCCAUGGAAGUCCAUUUCGGGCGCGAUGUACUUCUUUCAGAAAGGACUGCUUCAAGUCGGAUGAAGCUUAAUCUGAGAAAGGGGCACAUGGAUAAUAGUCUUAGUUACUUGAAGGUUGCAAAAAAGAAGGAAAAAGGCAUUGUGUGUAAUCAGCCAAGGAGGGGUCAAGCAAGGAGGACAAAGGAUCAGAAGGACCUUCAAGCAGAUGUCUUACCUGCAGUGGAAUCCCUUUUGCAUCAAGUAAAUGAAACAAAUGUUGCUUCAAAACCCAGUCCAUGGAAAAAAACUCCGAGUAGGACGAGUUCCAGAGGUAGGAGACGGUCCAAUGAUGGAGAGAGAACAAUGUGCUCACUCCUACUGCAGCAUACUUUGGAUAACAAACACGGGAUCACAGACAUAUUUUUGAAAGGCUGGGGGGUGACAAAAAAGCAGCAAAGGACUCGGAGAGCUAAGUCUUAUGUGUCUCCUCUUUUCUUAGCUGCUGAGUAAUUUAAUGGAGAGUAUAUUUCUGGACUAAUGUAUUUAUAGUACAGGAAGUUGACUGCUAGGCUUUUCUUCCCCUUUUUUUUAGUACUGUUGGAGAUAUUAUGU
Messenger RNA from Solanum verrucosum, 2527 nucleotides. RefSeq lists its product as uncharacterized. Bases 14 to 2425 code for a protein of 803 amino acids. The transcript has 3 exons. NCBI's taxonomy places the organism in Eukaryota, Viridiplantae, Streptophyta, Magnoliopsida, Solanales, Solanaceae. The record is from RefSeq and is a predicted model, not a curated record.